Messenger RNA from Struthio camelus australis, 2863 nucleotides. Lineage: Eukaryota; Metazoa; Chordata; Aves; Struthioniformes; Struthionidae. The record is from RefSeq and is a predicted model, not a curated record.
GGAGAGGGAGCCGGUGGCCCAGCCCAGCUGCAGGACUCCUGGCCAGCUCCGUCCCCCCUCCUCCACCUCCCUGCCAUCUCCUCCGACCAGCUCCGGUUCCCCAAGAAGCACGGCAGCCCUGCCCGGGCACUCCCAGCACGAGGGGGACCAAGGAUGCUGUGCUAGCAGCUGCUGAUGGUGCUCACCCUGCUCGUCUCCGUCUAUAAACUGUGCCGGUUCUUCGCCAUGUCAGGGACAGAGAGGCUGGUGGUGCCGGACUGCGUGAGCCAGCCGGGCUGGUGGGCAGGUGGGGGGAGCUCCAGGGAGCACCGUGAGGUUUCCCCCGGGGUGAACAUGGAUGUGCAGGUGGCCCUGGACCGGAUCCUGCCUGCUCUGCACCUGGCCAUCUCCUCCGCCAAGCAGGCGGCUGGCCCAGCGGAGCUGAGGAGGGCCCUUGCAGAGGUCUUCCAGCUGGUGGAGGAAGCCUGGGGGAUGCCCACGCUGGGGAGGGAUGUGGCCAAAGCGCUGUGCGAUGCGAUCCGCCUGGAGGGUGGCCUGGACCUGCUCCAGUCCUGCGUCUCCCAGCACCGGGCAGGGAGAUCACUGCAACCCGUGCACUACUGGCAGUUCGCAAACCCGUGGCCUCCUUUCACAAGGGCCCUGCAGUCUCUCCCUGUUACGCUGACCUCAUUGAGAGCAGGCGUCACGCCUGUCCAAGCGGACAGCAGAAUGGCAAUGUCCUGGACAUUAAACAGAUACAGUUCUCGACCAGCAUUAACUUACCUUGGGCUGUUGCUUGCUUUGCACCUCUUAUGCAGAGCAAAAGGGAGCCCCUGGUGCAGUGAUCCUGGGCUGUGCGUCCCGCGUGCUGUCACACCACAAGCUCCUCCAUCAGACCCAGAUGGGCUCUGCAAAACCAGCUUGUUGCACUGCAGCCAGGCAGCGUAUCUGGCAGUGGGGUCCGCAGGGAAAUGUUUGUUUCUCAUGCAGCAAACACCACUGAAAUCUGGGCGAGUUCACACACCAGCCAGUAUUCUCACUACUUGGAGAGCCAUCUGCCACUCACCUGACUGUGUUUCUCCUUUCUCCAGGGACCGGAUUGCUCGGAUUGGUCUGGGAGUGAUCCUGAAUUUAGCCAAGGAGCGAGACAUUCCCCAGCUGGCACAGAGCGUCUCUGGCAUCCUGGAGCAUAUGUUCAAACACACUGAGGAGACCUGCUUCCAGCUCAUCUCUGAUGGAGGCCUGGAUGCUAUCCUCUACUGGUGCCGCUGGACGGACCCCAUUGUGCUGCGUCACUGUGCCAUGGCCUUGGCCAACUGUGCCAUGUAUGGAGGGCAGGCCAACCAGCGCCUCAUGAUUGAGAAGAAGACGGCAGAGUGGCUUUUCCCACUGGUGUUCUCAAGGGAUGAUGAGCUGAUCCGCCUGCAUGCGUGCCUGGCCAUCACGGUGCUGGCCACCAACAAAGAAAUCGAGAAGGAGGUGGAGCGGUCGGGGACCCUAGCUCUAGUGGAGCCCUUCAUCGCCUCUGUAGAUCCAGGGCAGUUUGCAUGUGACAUGUUGGACAGCAGUGAUAACAGCCAAGGAAGGACAGCUGAUGACCUGCAGCGCCUGGUACCCUUGCUGGACAGCUCGCGGCUGGAGGCACAGUGCAUCGCUGCCUUCUACCUCUGCACAGAGGCUGCCAUCAAAACCAGGCAGAAGAAAACAAAGAUUUUCAGUGAGAUUGGGGCUACACAGAGCCUGAAGAGGAUAGUGUGCUACUCCACCAGUGGCACCACCUCUUCCCUGGCCAAAAAGGUGCUGCGCAUGAUAGGGGAGGAGGUGCCUCGGCGAAUUCUGCCCACUGUUCCCAACUGGAAAACCUUUGAGGUGCAGACGUGGCUGCAGCAGAUUGGAUUCAACAAAUACUGCCAGAGCUUCCUGGACCACCAGGUGGAUGGGGACAUACUCCUGCGAUUGACAGAGAAGGAGCUGCAGGAGGAUUUGGGGAUGGACUCCAGCAUCACUCGGAAGAGGUUUUUCCGGGAGCUGACAGAGCUUAAGACGUUUGCAAACUAUUCCACCUGCGACCGCAGCAACCUGGCUGACUGGUUGGGCAGCAUCGACCCCAAGUUUCGCCAGUACACAUACAAUCUGCUGACAUGUGGCAUCAACCGCAACUUCUUGCACCGUGUGACGGAGCAGCAGCUGCAGGAAGACUGCCAUAUCGACUUGGGUUUCCACCGCGUCCGCAUUCUCUCUGCUGCUAGGGAAAUGCUUCACUCCCCUAUAAUGCCGCAAAUUUCAUCCAAUGGGACUGAUGUAUUUAUCAGCUACCGGAGGAGCACUGGGUGCCAGCUAGCCAGCCUGCUGAAGGUCCACCUGCAGUUGCACGGCUUCAGCGUGUUCAUCGAUGUGGAGAAGCUGGAGGCUGGAAAGUUUGAGGACAAGCUGAUCCAGAGUGUCAUGAGUGCCCGCAAUUUUGUGCUGGUCCUCUCACCAAAUGCACUGGAUAAAUGCAUGGGAGACCCUGAAUGCAAGGACUGGGUGCACAAGGAGAUUGUGACAGCCCUGAACUCUGGAAAGAAUAUUGUGCCAGUUACAGACCAUUUUGAGUGGCCUGAUCCACAGACACUUCCCGAGGACAUGAGAGCUGUCCUGAAAUUUAACAGCAUCAAAUGGUCCCAUGAAUACCAAGAGGCCACAAUUGACAAAAUCAUCCGCUUUCUCCAGGGCCGUUCCUCCCGGGAUUCUUCGGCUGGCUCAGAGAAUGGCCUGGACUGCUUGCCCUCUCUUGGACAGACCUAGAAACAAGACAGCUACCUCAUUCCCUCCAGAGAUUUUCCAGGUGACCCCCUUUCCAGUGGGGCCAAAUCUCUCCCUUUAGACCUUUCCCCAUCUUAGU